AUGGAAGGAGAAUCAGGGAGGAACAUCCUAGGCUUGGAUACCACGGUAGGAACCGCUGAACCCGUGGUUCAACUCACAAAAACUGAAUUACAGCAAUUAAUGGAGGAAGCGGGGAGAAAAGCCAUAGUCGCGUAUGAGCGGAGGAUUACUGCUCCGGCUGAAGGAGAAGGGGCUAGAAGAAGACUGUUUGGAGAAAAGGAACAAGAUAGAACGUCAGGUGCCCUUAGAAGAGACAGAAGCAAACGCCAGCCAUCAGAAGUUGGAUCUAGUAGUAGAGACAGGAGCCACGCCCGGGGACCGGUAAUCUCACGCGCAGAGGUUGACAACGUAUCGAAACAGAUAGAGAAACUAGGAAAGCAGAUUGACGAACUGAAGAAAAGGGGGGAAAUAGUAUCCCAGCACCGGAAUUCGCCAUUCUGUAACCACAUCCUGACAGAAACUGUGGCUCCGAACUUCAGAAUGCCGGACUUGCCGAAAUAUGAUGGAAUGAAAGACCCCACGGAGCAUCUCGCAGCAUUCGAUAUGGUGAUGAACCUCUAUGGGCAGUCAGGUCCGAUAAACGCUAAAUUAUUUGUCACGACCCUGACAGGAAAAGCCCCAGAGUGGUUCACAAACCUGCCACCGGGAAGUGUGGAAUCCCUCGAACAACUCAUACAAAAAUUUUCUUUCCAUUUCGCCAGUAAAAGGAAGCAGAAACGGUCGGCGACACACUUGUUCACUAUAAGACAGCGAAAUGACGAACCUUUAAAGAACUUCAUGGGACGUUUCAACAACGAGACGCUGGAGGUACCAGACUUGCGGAUAGAUAUGAUGAUCAGCAUACUGAUCCACGGGUUGAAGAAGGGAGCAUUCGCUUCUGCGUUAGCUCGCGACCCCCCAUCUGACGUAGAACAGCUUAUGAAUCUGGCGCAGAAGUAUAUAGAUGAGGAAGAAAUGAAUGCCAUGAAGGACGGCGAAUGGAGGGGUGAGUACGGGAGAGAUCGCGGGUAUGACGUUAAAAAUGAUAAGCGAUCGAGGCACGAUCGAAACAAAGAACCACACUACUCACAGAAGUAUAAUAAAUACACCCCACUCAACACAACGAGAGCUAGGGCUUUGCUUAUGGUAGAAAGGAAGGAUGUACUCAGAUGGCCAAAACCCACGAGAGCUACCCCGGCAAAGAAAAAUUCGAGCAAAUACUGUAGAUUCCAUCGUGAAAGGGGGCACGACACGGAGGAAUGUUACCAGCUCAAGGACGAGAUCGAACGGCUGGUCCGCCAAGGGUAUUUCAAAGAUUUGGUAUCCAAGGAUCAAAGCAGAGGUCGACAAAGCAGAUCCCGAAGCCCGGUAAGACAUGGAGGAGGAGCCGGAGCAGGACAAACCGCCCAGGAAAACGCGCCUGUAAAAGGCAUUAUACAUAUGAUAGCAGGAGGAUCUGAAAUAGAACACUCGAGCAGAGCAAGGAAGAAGGCAGAACGGAGAACGAGCGCUCUGAUGAGCCGGCAGGUAAUGAAUAUAUCCCCAGAGUUAGAAAUUAGCUUUGGGGCUAGUGAUAUAAAAGGAAAGACAGGUGAUGGCAAUGACCCCAUGGUGAUUAAAAUGGACAUAGCCAACUUCACUGUCCAUAAAGUUUUGGUUGACAACGGAAGCUCAGCUGAUAUAAUUUUGAAGGAAGUCUUAAUCAAGAUGGGGUUGGCGGAUGCUAGGUUGGAGGCUAUGAACUCACCAUUAGUAGGCUUCGGAGGCAGUGAAGUGGACUCAUUGGGGACAAUCGAACUGCCUGUUUCCCUUGGAGAUGAACCCAGGAGAAGGACUCUCAAGGUAAAAUUUCUGGUGGUCAACACCCCCUUUGCUUACAAUGUCAUUGUGGGAAGACCCGGCUUGAAUAUUUUCAGGGCCAUUGUGUCCACUUACCACUUGAAAAUGAAAUUUCCUACGCAUGCCGGAGUUGGGGAGGUCGCAUGCGAUCAAGGGGAAGCCAGAAGGUGCUACAACCUCUCGCUAAGGAAGGAUGCGACGGAUAGAAAGAGGAAGCUGGUUGAAACUUUCAUUAAGAACGAGGAGAGGAUAGAAUCGAUGGACGAACAUAGAGAGAUCGAAUUGGUGCAAGGGGACCCAUCCAAAACGACGAAGAUUGGGGCUAGCAUGGAAAGAAACCUCGAGCUAAUGAUGGUCGCCUUCUUACGUCGCAAUGCGGACAUGUUUGCCUGGAGUGCCUCCGAUUUUAAAGGUAUUAACCCUGAAAUUAUUGUCCAUCGAUUGAACUUGGACCCAAAAGCACAGCCCGUACAACAGAGAAAAAGAGCAUUCGGAGCAGAAAAAAAUGCAAUCAUCAAAGAGGAAGUGGGUAAGCUGUUGAAAGCUGGAUACGUUUCGGAGGUCCGCUAUACAGACUGGUUGUCGAACGUAGUAGUGGUGCCGAAGGCUGCGGGAAAAUGGAGGAUGUGCACCGAUUUUACAGACCUGAACAAAGCGUGCCCCAAAGACCCUUUCCCUUUACCCAGGAUCGACCAGUUGGUGGAUGCGACCGCCGGGUACAAAUUGUUUUCGAUGAUGGAUGCCUACCAAGGUUACCACCAAAUCCGUAUGGCUAAGGAGGACCGCACAAAAACAUCGUUCGUAACUGAACAAGGUAUAUUCUGUUAUAACGUAAUGCCGUUCGGUCUAAAAAAUGCAGGUGCAACAUAUCAAAGGCUCGUGAACAGAAUGUUCAGAGAACAGAUCGGUAAAACAAUGGAGGUCUACGUAGACGACAUGCUAGUCAAAAGCCGGCACUCGGAGCAACACUUGCAGGACCUCGAGGCAAGCUUUGCCGUCAUGCGAUCAUACGGAAUGAAGCUCAAUCCAACAAAAUGCACGUUCGGAGUCGGAGGAGGCAAGUUCUUGGGAUAUAUGGUGAGCAGCCGAGGGAUAGAAGCCAACCCGGAGAAAAUCAAAGCAAUCCUCGAGCUGAAGUCGCCGGCUUCGAUAAAAGACGUGCAGAAAUUGACGGGUAAGAUCGCAUCCCUUAACCGCUUUAUUUCAAAGUCAGCAGAUAGGAAUUUACCUUUCUUUAAAGUAUUAAGAAAACCAAAGGAUUUCCAAUGGUCAAAAGAGUGCGAAGACGCUUUUAACCAGCUCAAGAGUUACUUGAGGACGCCACCAUUAUUAGCAAACCCCCGACCUGGAGACAUUUUGUAUCUGUACCUAGCAGUGUCGGAACAUGCUGUGAGCUCGGUAUUGGUGAGAGAAGAGAAUAAAGUCCAGAACCCAGUAUACUAUGUCAGCAAAAUGCUGCAAGGAGCGGAAAUGAGGUACAGUUUGGUCGAAAAAUUCGUCCUUGCACUAGUAACUUCGGCUCGUAGGUUACGACCGUAUUUUCAGUCACAUAAGAUCGUUGUAUUAACAAAUCAACCGCUCAAGAGUAUCUUGUCGCGACCGGAGGUCUCAGGGAGAUUAGUGAAAUGGGCCGUAGAACUGGGGGAACACGAUAUAGAAUACCAUGCCAGAAACUCGGAGAGAGCUCAGGUACUUGCUGACUUUGUAAUGGAACUGACAAGCACGCCUACUCAGGAUGUCGAGCCGUGGAUGUUACAUGUAGACGGGUCCUCGAAUACUAGCAACGGGGGAGCCGGGAUCCUGAUACAAGGACCAGGAGAGGUUGAGAUCGAGGUCGCAGCCAGACUUUCGUUUCAUGCCACCAACAACGAAGCCGAGUAUGAAGCCUUAAUCUUAGGAUUGGAACUGGCUCACGCAGCAGGAGCAAGGAUUUUAGAAGUAUACACAGACUCGCAGUUAGUAGCAAUGCAGAUUGAGGGGAAUUACGAAGCGAAGGAGCAAACAAUGUCGAUGUACUUGAAGAAAUCAAAAUCUCUGAUUGAGCGUUUUGAUAAAUGCACGGUCCAACAGAUACCAAGAGGAGAAAACGACAGAGCUGAUUCACUUUCUAAAAUUGGAGCCUCAUUGUCGGGCAUAAAAAACCGUAGUAUAACGGUCAUGGUGAAGGACAGACCAGCGAUCGCGGAGGUCGAUAUAUACACGAUAGACCAACCUUGCACGUGGAUGGACGAGCUAACACUCUAUCUCAAGGAGGGGAUUCUUCCCAAAAAUCCCUCGCAGGCAAAAAAUUUGAGGAUAAAAGCCACCAGAUUCACGAUGAUCGAGUCUGAACUAUACAAGAGAACGGCAGAUGGACCCCUAUUAAAAUGCUUGAAUGACGAACAAGCGGAAUACGUGCUGAAAGAAAUACACGAAGGAAGUUGCGGCAAUCAUUCGGGUGCCAGGUCGUUAGCUCAGAAGGUCGCGCGUCAAGGGUAUUUCUGGCCUACAUUGAUGAAGGAUGCUAAGAGGUUAGUACAGAGAUGCGAAAGCUGUCAGAGGUUCUCUGCCCGGAUACAUUCCCCGGCUACACCAAUGGAACCUUUGAAGGUCGCUUGCCCGUUCGACCAGUGGGGGAUCGACAUAAUGGGGCCUUUUCCCCCGGCGAGAGCACAAAAGAAAUUUAUCAUACUCGCGGUCGAGUAUUUUUCUAAGUGGGUAGAGGCCGAAGCGGUGGCAAGAAUAACGGAAAAAGGGAUGAUCGAUUUCAUCUGGAAAAAUAUCAUCUGCCGGUUCGGGAUCCCCAGAGCUAUCGUAUCAGAUAAUGGAACACAAUUCCAGGGGAAGAAAAUUGCGAGCUGGUUGAAAGAGCUGAAAAUCCAACAGAACUUCACAUCGGUGGGCCAUCCUCAAUCGAAUGGGCAGACGGAGGUGACCAAUAGGACUAUACUCCAACACUUGAAGACUCGCAUUAAUUCAAAAGGAUCGUGGGAAGAAGAACUACCGGGUGUUUUAUGGGCUUACAGGACGACCCCGAGGUCGUCUACAGGUGAGAGCCCCUUUUGUCUUGUUUACGGUUCUGAAGCUAUUCUUCCUGCAGAAAUCGGCGAGGAAACACAUCGGAUAGCAAGUUACGACCCAGAGGCGAACCACCAAGCUCGUGCGUUCGACCUAACAGUGAUCGAAGAAAGACGGGAUGCCGCCCUAGCUAAAAUACUCCACCACAAAGGCCUGAUGAUGAGAAGGUACAACAAAAAACUUCGACCCAGGGAGCUCCAAGUGGGGGACCUAGUCUUGAAAAAAGCUGAAGUCUCUAAACACGUGGGGAAGCUGGACCCUGAAUGGGAGGGCCCCUUUAAGGUGGUCGAAAUUCGGAGAAAAGGUGCUUAUCUACUACAAGAUUCUCAAGGACGUCUUCUCAAGCGACCAUGGAACAUACGAAACUUGAGGAAAUUCUAUGCAUAA
Molecule: messenger RNA, 5241 nt
Organism: Sesamum indicum (sesame)
Lineage: Eukaryota; Viridiplantae; Streptophyta; Magnoliopsida; Lamiales; Pedaliaceae
Biological process (GO): DNA integration
Molecular function (GO): nucleic acid binding; RNA-DNA hybrid ribonuclease activity
Source: RefSeq, a predicted model, not a curated record